Cavenderia fasciculata is the source of this 1218-nucleotide messenger RNA. RefSeq lists its product as uncharacterized. Lineage: Eukaryota; Evosea; Eumycetozoa; Acytosteliales; Cavenderiaceae. Bases 1 to 1218 code for a protein of 405 amino acids. The transcript is spliced from 2 exons. Gene Ontology annotation, biological process: cell division. Gene Ontology annotation, molecular function: protein binding. The record is from RefSeq and is a predicted model, not a curated record.
AUGACAAACAAGAACAACAACAACAAUAAUAAUAAUAGUAAUAGUAAAAGAAUAACAGAUAGAGUAAAAAAAGGACAGAAAAAAGGAGGAGCACCAACCAAAUUGUUAUCAUUUGAACAAUUGGUAGCACAAGCAGAGAAAUAUGCAGAGGAAUACGAACUAGAAAAGGCUAUCGAUUCAUUUGAACGUGCACUUAAAAUGCAACCAAAGGAUACUACCAUUAUGGAUGCACUCGGUGAAUUGUGCAUAGAGAUUGGUCUGUUUGACAAGGCUACCAAACACUUUGUCAACUCUAUAAAGACUAAUCCAAAUGACAGUUAUACUAAAUAUAUGAAUCUUGGUCAACUAUUGGGUGGUCAAGAAGCAAUUAAAUCAUACACAAAGGCAAUAGAAUUGAUGGAGCUUCAAUUACAAUCUAUAAUGUCUCAAAUGACACCAGAACAAUUAAAGAAAUUGGAGGAAAGUUAUCAAAAAUUACAUAAUCAAAAGAAACAACAACAACAAGAAGAAGAAGAAGAGGGACAAGAAGAAGAGGGAGAUGAGGAACAAGAGGAUAUGAUGGAUGAUGAAGAGGAAGUAGUAGAAGAAGAACAAGAAGAAGAAGAGCCUGUAUUAUUUUUAAAAGACCAAUUAUCAUCUGCUUUGUGUUCACUUGCAGAAUUAUAUUUAACCGAUGAAUGUUUUGAUGAUAAUGCAGAGAUGGAGUGUGAGAAGAAUCUAAGAAAAGCAAUUGGAUAUGCACCUUAUUCACCAGAGCCAUAUAGUUUGUUGGGUAGUAUGAAGAUUAGUCAAUGCAAGAAUGAAGAGGCUCUUGAACUCAUCUCGCACUCUUAUACUAUUUGGGCUGAUUAUGAGAUUGAAGAUUUGCCAUCACUCGAAUAUCGUUUUGGUAUCGCUCAAAUGUUUGUCGAAUUGGAUCAAAAUAGAAUCGCUGUUGUCAUUCUCGAAUCGAUCGUUAAUCAACAAGAUAAUAUCGCUGAGAUUUGGUACACUCUUGGUAUGGUCUAUCAUAAUCUAAAGGAAGACAGAUCGGCCCAAGAUUGUUUGGAAACAGCUCUCAAAUUAUUGACCAUCGUAGCAAAGGGAGGUCAAGACAAGGAACUAGAAGACCAAAUCAAAUCAUUGUUGGUUACUGUCAAUGAAAUAGUUGCUACUCUUCCACCUGAAGAAGAUGAAGUUGAAGAAGAAGAGGAACAACAAAUGGAUGAUGAUCAAUAA